Messenger RNA from Prosopis cineraria, 708 nucleotides. RefSeq names its product transcription factor bHLH95-like. The record is from RefSeq and is a predicted model, not a curated record. The coding region runs from base 1 to 708 and encodes 235 amino acids. Gene Ontology annotation, molecular function: protein dimerization activity; DNA-binding transcription factor activity. NCBI's taxonomy places the organism in Eukaryota, Viridiplantae, Streptophyta, Magnoliopsida, Fabales, Fabaceae. Gene Ontology annotation, biological process: regulation of DNA-templated transcription; endosperm development. The transcript has 3 exons.
AUGUCUGCAGAUAAUUCAGAUGAUUCUGAUAAACAAAUGGAGAACUUGCACAUGAACCCAGCGACCAGAGGGAAGGAGAAGCUUGUUAGUAGUAGUGGUGAUGAAGUUGAUACUGCUGAGAGGGAGAGGCGCAGGAAGAUAAAUGCAUUAUUUCGUGGCCUUAAAGCUAUGCUGCCUCAUGUUCCCUCCAAGGCUGACAGAAUCAAAGUGGUGGAUGAAACAUUGAACUACAUAACAACUUUGGAGCAAACUCUGGAAAAUUUGGAAAAGAAGAAGAUGGAGCGAUCACUUCGAUCGUCUGUCUCUUCUAAUGCUGGCCAUCCCAGUGGUACUUCCAGAGAUGCUUUCAUGUCUGAACAAGUAGCUUCAUCCUCAUCACCCACUCCGAGUGCAAGUCCACAUGGUUAUAAUAAACCAGUAGGAUUUCAGACUUGGACUUCUCCGAAUUUGGUUGUCAACAUUUGUGGCAAAGAAGCUCAAUUCAGCGUAACCUCUUCUAAGAAUUGGUGCCCCUUCAGCACCAUCUGCUGUGUUCUAGAGAAGUACAAGAUCGAGGUUUUGUCUGCUCACAUUUCAUGUGACAAUGGUCGUAGGUUCUAUAUGUUUCAAGCACAAGUGAGCGGAGAUUCGGAUCAGGUUCCAGGGGCACUAUCAGCAGAGGAAACAUUCAAGCAAGCUGCUGAAGAAAUUAUUCUGCGUAUCACUUGA